UCCUAACUGCAAAUGUGCUGCCUUCUCCACUAAAGCUACGCCGAUAACAUCUGGUGUAUUAAAAAGAAAUACUUUGCCAACUAGAGGCACCAUAAAGUGACUUGAUCAAUUCGUCGUGAUUAUAUCCUUGAAGAUUCUUUUGGUCAACAUGGUACACUUCGGUCAAGUGAUAAUGGGACCACCCGGUUCGGGCAAAUCUACUUACUGCGCAGGUGCGAAACAGCUUCUGACAAGAUUAGGACGUCCUACAGCAAUAAUUAAUUUAGAUCCACAGGCAAACGUAUUUGAGUUACCGUAUAAACCGGAUAUUGAUAUCCGCGAAUUAGUGGAUUGUUGUAAUGUGGCCAAUACGUAUGAUUUGGGGCCAAAUGCAUCCUUGUUGUUUGCAAUGGACUACCUGCUUGCAAAUUUGGAUUGGCUUAUACAGAAGGUACAUUCAUUGGGCAAUGUAUACCUCCUUUACGAUAUACCAGGGCAAAUAGAGUUAUUUACCCAUCACACAUCUCUCAAGAAAAUAGUAGAUACUCUCCAGUGUAGGCAUGAUCAUAUACUUACCGGGGUCAAUCUAAUAGAUUCUACACUCUGUGCCGAUCCAUACAAGUAUGUUGCAGCCUUAUUGGCAUCGUUGAGUUGUCAAAUUUUUAUACAUCUACCUCAUGUUAACGUCCUAAGCAAAUUGGAUGUGCUAUGUAUGAUAUCGCAAGAUUUGGCUUUCAAUCUAGAAUUUUACACUUCCGUAGCUUCUUUAGAAGAAUUAUUAUGUCAUUUCAAAAACUCGUUUUCGUAUCGGCAUGAUGAAAGUUUCGAAAGGUUCGUUAGAGCCCUAUGUGAGUUGGUUGAUGAUUUUAAUCUCAUAUCCUUUGCCACACUGGAUGUUCAAAACGUUACAUCCAUGAUUAAAUUGUUAAGAGUCAUAGACAAAGCAAUGGGCUACCUAACAACAGGAGGCAUAGAUGAUUAUAAUAUAGAUGAGUAUUUAGAAAUUGAUUACAGAGCCAGCCUAUGUGUUGAAACUACAAAAAAUAAAUUUCUUGAGGGAUAAUAAGGACAUGUUUAUUCACAGAGUUUUGGUGUAGUAUAUCGGGUAUACUCCUUGUUACACUGAUUCAAAAAAGGGUAUUUGCCGAUCGUACUG
This is a messenger RNA of Babesia bovis T2Bo, 1135 nucleotides long. Its product is annotated as ATP binding family protein. The transcript has 2 exons. NCBI's taxonomy places the organism in Eukaryota, Apicomplexa, Aconoidasida, Piroplasmida, Babesiidae. Gene Ontology annotation, cellular component: cytoplasm. Gene Ontology annotation, molecular function: GTPase activity. The record is from RefSeq and is a predicted model, not a curated record. Bases 149 to 1042 code for a protein of 297 amino acids.